AUGAAUAAUUUUUAUUAAUUUGACAGAUCCUUAUUAACAAUAGAUAUUCCAGGAGCUUAACCUAAAAAGAAAUCAAUAUAAUUAAAUAGUUUAGAUAUAAAAUAAAAUAGAUAAUUAAAAUUAUUGUAAUAUACAUUGAUAAUAAUUAUUUUUAGAUUAAAUGCUGGUUAAUAAGAUCAAUAGUAUGGAAGACGAAGAUAUCAACAUGAUUUUCAUCAUUUUUGCAAUAGUUUUGUUCCUUAGGGAGAAAAUUAUUUUGAUGGAUCUUAAAAAAAACAUUACAAUUUAUAGGAAGGAGAGAUAAAAUAAUUGAGAGCCUUAGAAAAUUUUUAUGAUUAACCUAAGUAUUUGUUUAAUAAAAUGAUGAAAUAUAUAAGGUGAUAGACUAUUAACUACAAAUGAUAUUGAUGGAG
Molecule: messenger RNA, 413 nt
Organism: Paramecium sonneborni
Lineage: Eukaryota; Ciliophora; Oligohymenophorea; Peniculida; Parameciidae
Source: the annotation of a GenBank genome assembly